Nylanderia fulva is the source of this 2472-nucleotide messenger RNA. The record is from RefSeq and is a predicted model, not a curated record. NCBI's taxonomy places the organism in Eukaryota, Metazoa, Arthropoda, Insecta, Hymenoptera, Formicidae.
UAAUAUUAGUUGAUGAAAGCUUCAGAAGUUUGAACGUGCCAAACAAAUCAAUUUGGAUAGCUGCUCUACAUUUCCAGAUAAUAGACUUCCCACAAAUAAUUAAUUGUUGGGGUACCCAACAUCUUUUAGAAACAACCUUUAGCAUAUCUAUAGGUUGUAAACUAUGCACGGCUUUGUCAAAUAUGCCAUUGCGAAAUACGGAAAUUAUUAAGAAAAAUAUGUUUUGGACACACUUCCAUACCACACCUGCAAUGUCGCCUUAUCUCGUAACAAUGCUGGUGUCUAAUGACCUAACCAUUGAUAAAAACAGACUUCGAAAAAUUAAAAUAUGGUGCAGGAUCGAAACUGCACUUGACAUAGAAUUUGCAGAAAAUAUAGUUGGCCUUAUUACGUCAAAUUUUGAAAGUCAUUGGAAACAUUCGAACAAUACUUCGCACGUCACUCAUGCUGCAAUUCCAAAUUUCCAUGACAACGGCAUCAUGGUUUUCGGACUUGUUCUUUAUAGGGAAACAGAUAUCAUCUACAAUAAAAAAUUAUAUCCUGUUGCUCACGAAAUUCAAGUAAUUCAAUUAGUAGGACAUAAAGUGGCACAGCAAUGGUUUUAUGAUAUGAACAAUCCGUUUAAUUCGACUGUUUGGUUUAAUCAAUAUCUUACCACAUUUCUUGCAAUAGAUGCUGUCGAUAAGAUUUAUACAGAAUAUCGAAUAAUGAAUUUAUUUGUUGUUCAAAAUCAACAUAAUUCUUUUUCUUUGGAUGGUGAUUAUCAUAUAUGGAAUUCUCCUAUACAAGACGACAAAUUCUUAUUAAAAAUUCGCGAAUCUAUCAGAGCACCUUUUAUACUGCGCAUGAUGCUACACGCUUUCACCGAAGAAAUAUUUUGGAAAACCGUUCGCACACACUAUGUAUUUAGCAAGCGAAGUAUGGGUCAUUUUCUGGAUGAAAUUGUUACUGCUGUAAAAGAACAUAGUGCUAUGGAUAUAAUCAAUAGGUGGUAUAUGGAAAAGCAUUGUCCCAUUAUAAAAAUAAUACAAAGUUAUAAAAUUAAUAAUACGGAUAUUGUGACCGAAGUAAAUGUAUCGAUACAAUAUACCGACACAUUAAGCGUUUAUUGCGUUUUUGUAACUUUUACUACGCAAACGUUUUCCGAUUUUAACAAUUUUACUCAUCAUAAGGUAUGCACAAAAAAGGAUUUGAAAUUAUCAUUAAGAUAUGAAGAAACUGGUUGGAUGAUAUUCAAUCUACAACAAAUUGGAUAUUAUCGCGUUAACUAUGAGAAAUGGAAUUGGCAAAAAAUUUCAUAUUUUCUAAACUCUGAUAAUUACACGAAAAUUCAUGUUCUUAAUCGUGCUCAAAUUAUCGAUGAUGCAUUUCAUUUAAUGAUAGGAGGCCAACUCGAUUCACAUGUAUUCUGGGAUAUCAUAAAUUAUAUGCAACGAGAAAGAGAUUAUAUUGCUUGGUAUCCUAUGUUUAAAGCUCUGGAAUAUUUGUCCAGUGCUUUUAUAGUGUUGGAAGAAAACAUUGAGAAGUUUACCUAUAUGUACUGUACGGGAACAAUAAGAGAUAUAUUGAAGAAUGUACUUGAAAAAAUCAGAUAUGAAGAAUAUAAUGAUACAAACAAACUUAGAAAGUGUUUACGACAAGAAGCUGCGAAAUGGGCAUGUCUUUUUGAUGACAUUACUUGUAAGAAAGAAGCCAACAGGAAAUUAACACGACAUCUCCAAAAUCCUUCAAAACGCAAACUUUUGCCAUGGUGGAAGGAAUGGACAUAUUGUAAAGGUUUGAUGAUUACCAAAAGCAAGUCCACUUGGCAAUCAGUGUUUGAUAUAGGAGUGAAUAAAGCUGACACUAAAGUCUUGGAAUACUUGGCUUGCCCCGAAAAUAUUAAUCUCAUCAAAGUGUAUUCAACAUUUAAACAAAACAUUUCUACAGCACAGAAAUAUUCAAAUUCUUUUAACAGUUUCUUACAUAUUAUUACGAAACAUGCAAAGAAUCCAACUAUACUGAAAUAUAUAUUAGAUCAUUUUAACGAAAUAAAACCAAAGGAGGUUGAUAUAAUUGCAGCAUUAAUUAUUGUUAUUAAUAACGUAUAUUCCGAAAAUCUAACUCAGGAAAUAAACAAAUACGUUGAAAAAAUGAAGGCCGAAACAGAUAUAUUUGAUAAAAUAAAAAACUUUACACAUUUUCACAGUUUUUACAUAGAAAAGCGGAGUUAUGAUAAAAUUAAAAGCCAUAUAUCAAUUCGCAACAUGCAAAUCAAAAGACAGAGAGAGUAUUUUGGCAGAUUUUUCUUCUGGUGAAACAAUUUAAAAUAAAAAAAAUUGCAGCUUUGCAGGGGUGGAUAUACUUCAUAUAAAUAAUUUUUUUAUAUUGUAUGUACUUUAUUUGUGUGAUUUAUUUUACUGUUCAAUUAUUAUUGAUUUAGAUGUAUUACUAUUCAUUUCCAUUGUAUUUACAAAUAUUUAUGACUGCAUG